UUACUGUAUACUGAGGUAAUGAAAAUGGUAACAUAGUAACUACAACGUGGUAUUUUGCAUUCUAUUUUAUUCUUUAAAUGUGCUUCCUGCGCUUACUAUGAUUUUUCACAGUUUAAAACGACUGAACGUUUGUCUGUGCUUUCCGAAUUCUUUCCUUAUCAUGUCUGUAAAGGGGGUGCACACAUGUCCCCAAACCACGGGAGCAGCGCAAGAUAACCAGCUAUUUGACUUUGGCAGCCAGAUUGCACUAUUUGUACGCAUUGACUGCUCUCUCACUGCACGUAGGCCAUGGAGAAUUACCUUUAUGUGAGCUGAUAGAAUUCAAAUGUGUCAUGUGCAUUUUGCGUCGCAUCCAAAACCGAGAUAUACUGUCUUUUGUCGGCUGCUUAGUUUCCCGUUGCGUUGCUGAUACCUCAGCAUUACACAGGGUUAAUGUGAUUUGUUCGCUACCUCCCCCCAUCCCUUUAACUCUGACCCUCCCACUAUUCGCGAGUACUGUUGAACCCCCAUGCAUUUCACCGCACAUUCCUCCUUACGCCCUCCUCUUAGACCUCCUCUUCCACUCCCCUCUCCUUCUCCCUCCUUCUUCUCUAGGGCGUAUUAUGGCGCUCCACUCAAAAACUGCAAUUGUAUACGUGGCGCUGUUUUUCGCUCAUGUUUCGUUACCAUUUUUCUCAACGAAAACUGCAGCCAGCGGUGCAGGAUCAACGAGUGGCCCUAUAGACCCUUAUGAUGCCCUGUAUUAUACGGGGGUCCGGGCUUAUUUCAGGAAAGAGUGGGAGAAAGCGGCGGAGCUGAUAGAGAAGUCGAUCGCAUCCCGGGAGUCACUUUUCCAGACACGUCGAAAAUGUCACGACAGCUGUGUCACAGCUGGACACGACCGGCUGCCUAAACUGGAUGCUGAGAAGGGCAGUUUGUGGGACUUAUGGGCUCUGGACUGGGUCCAGCAGAGGGCAGAGUGUGUCCAAUACUGUCUCGCUCAAGCCAUCAGCCCAGCAGCCCUGCUCCCUGUCUCUGAGGACAUCCUGUAUGAGUUUGGCAUCCGCAACCCCUAUAACUUCCUGCAGGUCACGUACUACAAGCUGGGGAGGGUGCAGAGGGCCGUGUCUGCAGCUCACACAUUCUUUGUGGCCAACCCAAACCACCUUGAGAUGAGGAACAACUUGGAGAAGUACAGGCGAAUGAAGGGAGUGACAGAGGAGGCCUUUCAGGACAGGGAGAGAGAAAAGAAGAAGCACUGGUCACUGUAUGACAUGGCAGUGCUUUCGGAAUCCUCCUCUGAAUGGCCCCGCACGGUGGAGGAAUGGAGGGAGUGCCUGAAGGAAACACUGAAGCAGACAGAGGAGUGCCGGGUGCAGUGUGUCGUGGAGGGGCAGCGUUUCCCUGAAAGAGAGCCGGAAGCCUCGGAAGGCGUGUUUGAGAGGGCUGCAGCUCUCUCCCUUUCCUUGCUGGCCUGUCAGCAGUCGUGUGUGUCCGUCGUGUCAACACGACCCGGAAGGAUCUCUCCUCAUGAGGACCUCCUUCCAACGAUCCUGGAGCACUUACAUAUCGCCCAGUUCAAAGCGGGAGACCUGAAGGGGGCAGUGCAGACCAUUCGCUCUCUCCUCCUCUUCUAUCCAUCCGAUUCAGAUUCUCUCUCCAACUUGCAGCUCUACUUUGAGAAACUAGGGGGUGACACUGAGUCCCAAGAGGCACAGCCCUCAGAGGAAAUUUCCAGCUAUGUUAAGAGAUCAUUACUAGAGAAGAAGUUGCUGUUUUUUGGAGCUGAAAACCUGGAUUUCAGUUUCAUCGACCCAGACUUAUGGACCCCAGAAGAGGUUGUUCCCGAGUCCUUGAGAAAGGCUUGGAGAGCAGAGAGGGAGAAACUGCAGGAGAGAGAAAAGGAGGGACAAAGAGAGGAAGAGAUGGAUGACAGCGGUUUCUAUGCAGGGGGCCACGUUCCUCUUGUUGGGGUGGAUAUUGUCAUGGACAGUGCUGCCCUGAAUGGGACCAAUCGCGUUGUGCUGGAUGGAGUCCUGUCGCCAAAAGAAUGUCAGAACCUGCUGCAGCUUGCCACCGCCGCUGCCUCGGCAGGAGAUGGCUAUCGGGGCCGGAGGUCCCCCCACACGCCACAUGAGAAGUUUGAGGGUCUCACCAUCCUCAGGGCUCUAAAGAUGGCACAAGAUGGGGUCCUAAACCAGACAGAUGUUAAGCUGCUGCAUGAGAUCGGGGAGCGGGUGCGCACCCUUCUGCAUUCCUACUUCAGGAGCCCCUCCCCCCUUUACUUCUCCUUCACCCACCUGGUCUGCCGCACUGCCAUCACAGGUCAGCAGGAGGGAAGGCAGGACCUCUCCCAUCCAGUUCAUGUGGACAACUGUCUGUUGGAGGCUGAGACACGGCAGUGCUGGAGGGAGCCGCCUGCCUUCACCCACAGGGACCUCAGUGCCUUGCUGUAUUUGAACGAUGACUUUGAGGGUGGGGAUCUCUUCUUCACAGGCAGAGAUGCUAAGACUGUUUCGACUACAGUGAGGCCCGCUUGUGGACGCCUCGUGGGGUUCUCCUCUGGACCCGUAAACCCCCAUGGGGUUACCGCGGUGACCGCCGGACAGAGAUGCUCAUUGGCUCUCUGGUUCACUAAGGAGAAGCUCCACAGAGACAUGGAGCGGGAGGAGGCUGAAGCUCUGUGGGCAGCAGAAGGACAGAAUGUGAAGAAGGCCGACGAUGAGGACGAAGAUGAGGCCCGCGGCACCCGGCGCUUGGCACAGAGGCAGGGCUCCAGGGAAAAGAGCAAAUCCAAGGACAGAGUGAUAGGGGCGCGAGACGAGCUGUGACCUAACAGCAGGAGUGGCGCCAAAGAGCCAGCGCUUAGGACUGGAUCACAGCUUGCCUUGUUUCCUGUUUUGGCGUCUGUGUUUGGCUGACUUCCUGCACAUUGCAGAUGUGUAUAGUGGUUUCACUUGCCCAUAUGACCCCCCUCCCCACCCUGGCCAGGGUGGUCCAUCCUGGAUCCUGCAGUCCAUCCCCUCAAUGUCCACAAAAACCUGGGAUCUGUGGCUUAACCUAUGCCUUGGAGUCAGGAGGUUAACCUUCAUUAACUAGUCGUGAUGUUCCUUUCCUUCACCACAUCCAUGUUACAGUGGGGGGGGGGGGGCAUUAACUGUGGGGUCAAGCUCGCCCACGCCUUAACACUGAUGCUUUGAGAGAGAGGAAAGAGGGAUAGAGGAAUAUAAAGGGAGAGAGGGAUUGCGGUUAAUCCCUCAUAAAUAAGUGAAUUUGUUUAUGAAGAUUAAAAUCUCCAUUUAGAAUAUGGAAUUGUAAUCCAGGAGUAAUCAUUCAGUCGCUCACAUAUAACACCCCUCCCCCAUCACAACCUGAUCCAUGUCACGUUUAACCCUUUCUAAUUAACCCACGCCCUUCCAUCAAUCUCAUUGUUCUUUGUGUAUUACCAGACCAUUUGUAGGAGAUCCCUGUUUGUAUAGCAUGAUAACCCUCUCAGUUCCUCUCUUUACCAUAAUCCAUGUUUAGCAGUGGAAUGAGUUCAGUGGGAUAACGCUUGUGCAAUUAAGUGGAUGUUAAUUUCUUCUGAUGCAAAACAAUGUGUAUAUAGUGCAAACAGUUGCUUUCACUUGCUACAUUUUGAAUAUAUUUCUGUGCCAACAAUUUACCACUUUUCUUCCACCAGGAAAUAAAAUGAGAAAUUAUCAGAUAA
This is a messenger RNA of Paramormyrops kingsleyae, 3688 nucleotides long. It is a transcript of the gene p3h3, whose product is annotated as prolyl 3-hydroxylase 3. NCBI's taxonomy places the organism in Eukaryota, Metazoa, Chordata, Actinopteri, Osteoglossiformes, Mormyridae. Gene Ontology annotation, molecular function: iron ion binding; protein binding; procollagen-proline 3-dioxygenase activity. Gene Ontology annotation, biological process: collagen metabolic process. Gene Ontology annotation, cellular component: endoplasmic reticulum. The record is from RefSeq and is a predicted model, not a curated record.